AUUGUUUUCCUAUCCAAACCACUCCCAGCUCUUCUCGAGAUUCUUCAGCUACCGUUGCUGGUGCAAUUAUCAAGGCUGUCCUCGUUAAUUUCACCGUUGCUGCCAUGACUGUCUAUUCCUUCUACAUUUUCGACCGCCAUGCGGAGUGUAUCUACAGUCGCCGCUGGCUUUCCCGUCCAGUGUCCAUUGGCAGCAAACCAUCGCGUCCUACGUCUGAGACACCUGCUAUGAGCAAUGGAGUGGCCAAGAGCCCCGGACACCCUCCCCGCAGCGCGGAUGACGAUGCCAAACUGAUCUUCGGCACGGUCUUCUCGUUGCGGAAUAUGGUGCGCAAGCUGGGUGGUGAAGACGAUAAUUUUAUUUCCUACCGCACCAGCCAAUACAAAUUGCACUAUUACGAGACGCCUACAAAUAUCAAGUUUGUCAUGCUCACAGAUACGAAAUCACCCAGCAUGCGCAUAGCCCUCCAGCAGAUCUAUGUCAACCUCUACGUAGAGUAUGUUGUCAAGAAUCCACUGUCACCUAUAGAGCACCCUGGUGGAGUUGGUGUCAACAAUGAGCUUUUUGAGGAAUCCCUCGAACAGUUUGUGGUAUGUGCCAGUUAGCCUGUUAUUUUCCAGGACUUUCGUUCUUCAAAUCGAUGACUGAUAUCUGACUGUUUUGUAGACUCGGGUGCUUGCCUAAAUGCCUCUAGCAGCACUUCCACCGAAUACGCUUAUGCUGGUUACAGCAUUAUCAUUCUCAAUAUCUGUGCCAGCGACAUAA
Paecilomyces variotii is the source of this 765-nucleotide messenger RNA. Its product is annotated as Longin-like domain-containing protein. Gene Ontology annotation, biological process: endoplasmic reticulum to Golgi vesicle-mediated transport. The transcript has 4 exons. The coding region runs from base 105 to 605 and encodes 166 amino acids. Lineage: Eukaryota; Fungi; Ascomycota; Eurotiomycetes; Eurotiales; Thermoascaceae. Gene Ontology annotation, cellular component: TRAPP complex. The record is from RefSeq and is a predicted model, not a curated record.